Messenger RNA from Trichechus manatus latirostris (Florida manatee), 2161 nucleotides. RefSeq names its product adhesion G protein-coupled receptor E4-like. NCBI's taxonomy places the organism in Eukaryota, Metazoa, Chordata, Mammalia, Sirenia, Trichechidae. The coding region runs from base 1 to 1422 and encodes 473 amino acids. The transcript is spliced from 11 exons. Gene Ontology annotation, molecular function: G protein-coupled receptor activity. The record is from RefSeq and is a predicted model, not a curated record. Gene Ontology annotation, biological process: cell surface receptor signaling pathway; adenylate cyclase-activating G protein-coupled receptor signaling pathway. Gene Ontology annotation, cellular component: plasma membrane.
AUGUUGAAGCUGAGGAAAAGUUGUACAGUCUCUGUUGCUAGUACUCAACUCUGCCAUUGUAGUGUGAAAGCAGUCAUAGACAGUCAGAGGGAUUUUGCACUGAUAGCCUAUCGAACUCUUGGGGAUAUUGUCAAUGGAUCCUUUUUUAGUGGCAGAAAAGGACUGCAGGAUGUGAAACUGAACUCUCUUGUUGUGAGUGCCACCAAUGAUUCGGAGAAAAAAAUUCACCUGUCCAAACCUGUCUUCCUGACCUUGAAACAUACUCAGCCUGUUGGUGCGAGAACAAAACGUUUGUGUGCAUCCUGGAAAAGAUGGAAGGAGGGGGGCAGCUGGUCGACGGAGGGCUGCUCUUCUACGGGCAGCAGUGAUUCUCACACCACAUGCCGGUGCUUCCAUCUGCCAAGCUUUGCUGUCCUCAUGGCUCUUACACCCAAGGCAGAUUUCGCACUGAGUGUAAUCACCUAUGUGGGGCUGAGCCUCUCUCUGCUGUGCCUCCUCCUGGCAGCCUGCACCUUCCUUCUGUGCCGGUCCAUCCAGAACACCAGCACCUCGCUCCACCUGCAGCUCUCGCUCUGUCUCUUCCUGGCCCACCUGCUAUUUCUAGUGGGGAUGGAUAAAACUGAGCCCAAGGCGCUGUGCUCCGUCAUCGCUGGGGCACUGCACUACCUCUACCUGGCCUCCUUCACAUGGAUGUUCCUGGAAGGUCUGCAUCUCUUCUUCACCAUCAGGAACCUCAAGGUGGCCAACUACACCAGUGCAGGCAGAUUCAAGAAGAGGUUCAUGUACCCUUUUGGCUAUGGGAUCCCAGCUGUGAUUGUGGCUGUGUCAGCAGGUGUUGGACACAAAAAUUAUGGAACAAAUACUCACUGCUGGCUGAAGCUUGAUACGGGCUUUAUCUGGAGCUUCAUGGGGCCAGCGGCUGUCAUUAUCUUGAUAAACUUGGUGUUCUACUUCAUAAUUCUGUGGAUUUUGAAAAGCAAACUUUCUUCCCUCAAUAAAGAAGUUUCCACCAUUCAGAACACCAGAGUCAUGACAUUUAAAGCCAUUGCUCAGCUAUUUAUCCUGGGCUGUUCUUGGGGCCUUGGUUUUUUUAUUGUUGAAGUAGUAGGGAAGACGGCUGAAUUAGUCAUUGCCUACAUAUUCACCAUCAUCAAUGUCCUGCAGGGAGUUUUUAUCUUCGUAGUACACUGUCUCCUUAAUCGUCAGGUGCGAAUGGAAUACAAGAAAUGGUUUAGUGGGAUGUGGAAAAGGUCUGAAAUGGAAAGCACUGAGCUGUCUCCCUCUACUACCUACACCAAAGUGGACAGACCCAGAAAGUCAUCAGAGUUUGUACAAAGACGAAACGCCAAAGAAAUCACGUUCACCCAACCUGAGCUGCCAACUGAUCUUGCCACUGUUUCUUGGCAAAAGACGGAGAAAUGAUCUGCUCAUCCUUGGUUCCCCCUUGUGGUCACGCGUAGAUUGGACAAAUGCCACCAUGUGCAUCUCUUCACUGUGAAAAGUCUUGACUCCUUCCUUUAUUUUGGCCUCUUGCUUGCUAGAAAGAAUGGGACACAUGGAGAAUUCUUACAGCCAGCAUCCGAUAUUGGGUCAUGAGCCAUUAAGUGCUCAAGGGAUGCUUUUUUUUUUUUUGGCAUCUGAUUUGUUUUUAUUGUUGUUGAAAGUAUACACAGCAAAAUAUAUGUCAAUUCCACAAUUUCUACAUGUACAAUUCAGUGACAUUGAUUACAUUUUUCAAGCUGUACAACCAUUAUCACCCUCCUUCUCCGAACGUUUCUCCCACAUUAACAUGAACUCACUGCCCACUAAGCUUCCUAUCUGACCUUUCAAGUUGCUGUUGUCAAUUUGAUCCCGUAUAGAUAGGUCUUCCAAAGAGCACGAUGCUCCAGGCAAACAUUUUUUACUAAAAACGACUUAUUGUUUGGUUUCAAGAGGACUUCAGGAGAUAUUUUUGGUUUAAGGUUUAAAGAUUAUCUCAGGGCAACAGUUUUGAGGAUUUGUCCACCCUUAAUUGCUUCAGAAAGCCUGGUGGAGUCUAUAAGAAUUUGAAAUUCUCUUCUGCAUUUUCCCACUUUGAUCAGGAUCCUUCUAUAGAAUGUUUGAUCAAAAUGUUCAGGAAUGGUGUCUGGGCACCAUCCAUUUCUUCUGGUCUCAUGGCAAA